UCAAUUCUGCAAGUGGUUCCGAUUUACUAUCACUGUUCUCUAGCUGGUCUAAAACCGCUUUUGACCUAAAGCGACGCUUUUUGGACGCCAUGGACUUUUCUAAGUUUCCAGGCAGAAAGAACAGUCAAAAUGCAGGCAGGGCACAGGACAAAGCAGUAGGGACAAAAUGUAUGUGAAAUGGUUUGAAACCAAAAUGACAGUUUCUAAAAUGUUUACAUUUUACAUUUGCCGCCGGUUCUGGCCCCUGUACGUCCCAAUGCUCGCAGGGAUCGGAACACGGAAGCCGGAUGCCGGCAUCGGCCGGAGGAGAUGGGCAGGGAUGCUGCAGGGGAACGCA
Molecule: messenger RNA, 337 nt
Organism: Staurois parvus
Lineage: Eukaryota; Metazoa; Chordata; Amphibia; Anura; Ranidae
Source: the annotation of a GenBank genome assembly